AUGCGUCGAGAUAUUACUAAAGCGGUCAUCCUUUGCCUAGCAGCAUCUUCAGCAGCUUCACCCCUCGGGCGUCGCUCAUUCAAUAACAAUGUCGUCGACGAAUUCGAAAACAUCGAUGACUUUCCAAACCCUAGCCCGCAGCAACUCCUAGGUACAGAGCAGCGCGCUCAUGGUACUCUGAGCAACAGCACACCUCCGGCCUCGGUCAACCCUGACACAAUAACCAGUCUCCAGGUCAUCGCUGCCCAGGAGCAGUUCGAAGCGGCCUUUUUCCAACAACUUCUAACAAACGUCACUAAUGACGCAACUGGGUUUUGUAUCGAUGAUGCUGAAUCAAAGGAGUUUACCAUUCGAGCCCUCACGGCGAUUGUCGCUCAAGAGGAACUACAUGCUCUAGAUGCAAUUACCGCUUUAAAGCAUUUUGGUGAGGUUCCCAUCGAGCCGUGUUUGUAUAACUUCCCUGUUUCGACUCUGCAAGAGGCGAUUACCCUGGCUCAGACAUUCACCUCCGUCGUACUUGGAACUCUGCAAAACAUCGUGGUCAAUAUGGGUAAAAACGGCGAUGCUGGACUGACGCAGGAUAUUUCGUCUGUUAUUGGUCAGGAAGGUGAACAACAAGGCUGGUUUAGGAUAUUCAACGAAAAAAUCCCUAGCGAGCUGCCUUUUCUCACAAACUCUGUUCGUGACUUUGCCUUUAACGCGCUCAACCAAGACUUCAUCGUGCCGGGUUCCUGUUCCAACGUCGACCAAAUCGCGUCCCUGAAAAAACUGCAUGUCAUGCAACCUCUAAACGUCGUUAAAACCUUUGACCCUAGUGAAGAGGAUGAUGAGACCGUGCAAUUGAGCUUCGAGUUACCAGGUGGAUCUGACGCCAAGGACUUUGUAGUCGCAUAUAUCAAUCAACAGAAUACUCCUUUUACGCUUCCUUAUACUGAAGUCAAGUAUGAAGGCGGCGAUCUUUUGGUGCAGGCUCCGUUCCCGUUCAAAGAACAUUUACUUAAUGGACUCACAAUUCUUGUUAUUGUGCCGUCGUCUGCUACCGGGAACCUUGUAUCCAAUCAGGAUGUAGCUAAUGUUGCACUUGCAGGACCAGGGCUGGUCAUUGUGAAUUGA
Molecule: messenger RNA, 1113 nt
Organism: Talaromyces rugulosus
Lineage: Eukaryota; Fungi; Ascomycota; Eurotiomycetes; Eurotiales; Trichocomaceae
Exons: 2
Coding region: 1-1113 (370 amino acids)
Source: RefSeq, a predicted model, not a curated record